This is a messenger RNA of Oppiella nova, 1297 nucleotides long. The record is from the annotation of a GenBank genome assembly. Lineage: Eukaryota; Metazoa; Arthropoda; Arachnida; Sarcoptiformes; Oppiidae.
CAGAAGACGACUCGAAGAGCCCAUCGUUUAGAUUCUGUGUUUGUGGUAAAGAAGAGGACGAAUGGAUGAUUGAGUGCCAGUUGUGUAACGACUGGUUCCACAACACAUGCAUUCAGAACUUGCAAUCGGUUUAUAUGAGGAAAAAGCAACAAAUGAGUCAAUCGUCACAAACUGUGGCCACGGAUUGGCCGCAACCCCAACAGCACCUCAUUUGCGAUCUCUGUUCGCGCGGACGUCGCCCUAAAGUGGAGACUAUUUUGACGCUCUUGUGUUCACUACAGAAACUUCCGGUAAGACUACUGGACGGCGAACUACUCCAGUGUUUGGCUGAACGCGCCAUCAAUUGGCAGAACAGAGUCCGCGAAGCAAUUGAAUUGCACCCGGAUUUAGACAACGCCUACAAUCGGGCCAUUAAAUUGCAAUCCGAUUCCACACUUGAUUUGUCACAAAAGAGAGAGGAAAUGGCGGCCGAAGAAGCGACCGCUCAGGCGUUACUUCAGUUACAAAGAUCUCAACCAAUCAUUAGUCACUCAUCGGAAAUGCAUUCUCCGAGCGCUUCCACAAUGGUUUCAAACGAGACAAUGGUUUCGAACACAUCUCCAGAAGUGUCGCCAAUGAAAAACAAACGCAAAUCACCGCUAAUUCUGAGGGGUGAGACGGCAGCGCAACCUCUCAUCGAAUUGAGUCCACAAUCACUGGAACUGUUGUCGGAAUUGCUAUUCGAAGGCAAUUGUCUUGAAGUGAGUUUAGAGGAGACGUCGCAUCUAUGGCUCGUUUGGCAGUUGUCUCAACCCAAUUAUAGGACUGUUUUGAGGAAUAAUAACAUCGAAGACACGGAGUUUGAGAGCAAUAAAAGAAAGUCUGUUUCGGAAUCAGACGGCGAGACCCAAAACAAGAAGAAGAAGCAAUUGAAUGGAAAGGAAAAAGUGUUGAAAAGCGGUUCCAAAAUGAAAAGAAACGGAAAAAGAGGCAAAUCUUCGGAUACGGAUGAACUCUGUUCUAUGAAAGACAAGUGUCUCAAACCCAACGUGGCUGAAGUGAAUUGGGUCUACUGUGAGGGUGGGUGUGAGGGAUGGUAUCAUCAGUUGUGUAUUGGUAUCGAUAAUCCCGACGAAAUCGCAUCACUCGAGAAGUUUUAUUGUAUUCAUUGCCGACAAUUAAAGGAUUGAUUGAUAACAUUAUGAACAUUGAUUUGACGUACAAUUAGUGGAAUUUAGUUUAUAUUUGACACCAUUUUCGAGUGAAUGUAAAGAAUUGGUAAUUCGUAUAUAAAUUAUAUUAUAUUGAUAUACAAACA